This is a messenger RNA of Zychaea mexicana, 1535 nucleotides long. RefSeq names its product WD40-repeat-containing domain protein. The record is from RefSeq and is a predicted model, not a curated record. Gene Ontology annotation, cellular component: mRNA cleavage stimulating factor complex. The coding region runs from base 204 to 1472 and encodes 422 amino acids. Gene Ontology annotation, biological process: mRNA 3'-end processing. The transcript has 7 exons. NCBI's taxonomy places the organism in Eukaryota, Fungi, Mucoromycota, Mucoromycetes, Mucorales, Lichtheimiaceae. Gene Ontology annotation, molecular function: RNA binding; protein binding.
AAAUAACGCUGCAGUAGCUUUUAAAUACGAACGCAAUGGAAAGAUUGUCAUAGAGAACACUUGUAUCGAAAUACGUGCAGACAUUAGCUUUUCUAACCAAAAGUUGCGAGCGGGAUUUCUGAUGGACGCUAAACCUUCAACAACCUAAACCCAGCAACCCAGCCUUUUCUCGCCUUUUACAUACACCAUAAAUAUAUAUUGAAAUGGAAGAAACACCUACUGUUCCAGAAAAUGAAGUCUUGUCACUCAUCAUAAGUCAGUUGAUUGCUUACGGUUACUCGGCGAUUGCACAAAGCGUUGCUGACGCGACUGGUGCAACUGCUGACAUGACACCGAGCCACAAACUCGCUGAUCUGAUACAACUUGGCAAAGAAAAAAUGGAAAGCGAAGGAUCAGACGACGAAGAGUUUACAGCAGGCAGGACAAAGAUCGCGUCCGAUUCAGCACUACCCGAUUGGAGUAAAACAAAAGGCGGAUUUGAUCCCGAUGCCAUAAAGAGUGCGAUGAGCAAGAUGCCACCCAAUUAUGUACAACUCUACUAUACACAACACAAAGGACCGUGUCGUACAGCAGCAUUUAGUGCAGAUGGUCGAUUUGCAGCGACAGGCUCGCAUGAUUCGUCUCUCAAAGUGCUCGACGUUCAAAAGAUGAAGAAACGGACGGGUGAGGCUGGCGACAAGCCUGUGAUUCGAACAUUAUACGACCAUACAGCACCCGUCAACGAUCUUUCUUUUCAUCCAAAUGGCUUGGUCUUGGCCAGUUGUGCCGAGGAUCAGAGCGUGAAAUUGUUCGAUUUAUCAAAGUCGGGUGUCAAGCGAUCGUUCCGUUACUUCCAGGACUCGCUACCAGUCAAAUCAAUCAGCUUCCACCCAUCAGGCGACUUUUUGCUCGCAGGCACGGAGGAUGCAGCAGUACGGAUAUACGAUGUAAAGACGCUCCAAUGUUUUACAAACUCGAAAACGGCCGAAAUGCAUCGAGGUCCAAUCACCCAAGUUCGAUAUUCGCAUAGUGGAAAAAUAUUUGCUACUUCAUCAGCAGAUGGUUCAGUACGCAUAUGGGAUGGUGUGUCAGGACAGUGUGUGCGAUGUAUCGAGGGUGCUCAUGGUGGUGCAGCCGCAUCCAGUGUGCGUAUCAUGCGAAACGAACGAUUUGUGCUGACAGCAGGAAUGGAUUCGACUAUGCGUUUGUGGGAUAUUUCAAGUGGAAGAACCGUGGUUGAAUAUCGAGGGCAUGAGCAGGUUACACAGAUGUUGCAGCCUGCCUUUACAUAUAAUGAAGAUUUCGUUUUGAUUGGUGAUGAAGCAUCAAGCAAUGCUGUUUGCUAUGAUACCCAAACGGGCGACCUACUUUCCAAAAUCUCGGGACAAAACAAUCUGGUGCGAUGUGUCGUACCAUCUCCAACAGACAACGGCAUUCUAACAUGCAGUGAUGAUUAUCGAGCAAGAUAUUACAUGUCAGAAUUGGAGCAAUAGUACUUUACAAACCAUUACCAUUAAAAAAUCACCAACAUUACUACUACUAUAUAGUUUCAUCAU